Dipodomys ordii (Ord's kangaroo rat) is the source of this 942-nucleotide messenger RNA. RefSeq names its product olfactory receptor 7E24-like. Bases 1 to 942 code for a protein of 313 amino acids. Gene Ontology annotation, molecular function: olfactory receptor activity; G protein-coupled receptor activity. Gene Ontology annotation, cellular component: membrane. Gene Ontology annotation, biological process: G protein-coupled receptor signaling pathway. The transcript has a single exon. The record is from RefSeq and is a predicted model, not a curated record. NCBI's taxonomy places the organism in Eukaryota, Metazoa, Chordata, Mammalia, Rodentia, Heteromyidae.
AUGGAACCCCUAAACUACACAGGACUAUCACAAUUCCGACUCCUGGGACUCUCUGAUGACCUAGAACUUCAGCCCAUCCUAGCUGGGUUGUUCUUGUCCAUGUACUUGAUCACUGUGCUUGGAAAUCUGCUCAUCAUCCUGGCUGUCACCUCUGACUCCCACCUCCACAUCCCCAUGUACUUCUUCCUCUCCAUCCUGUCGUUUGCUGACAUUGGCUUCAGCAGUAGCACUGUCCUCAAGAUGCUGGUGAACCUCCAGACUCAUAGCAAAUCCAUCAGCUAUGCUGGCUGCCUAACACAGGUGGCCUUUUUUAUCUUUUCUGGAUGUUUGGACAGUCUGCAGAUGGCUGUUAUGGCCUAUGACCGCUUGGUGGCCAUCUGCUACCCUCUACACUACCCCAUCAUUAUGAACCCCUGCUUCUGUGGCUUGUUAGUCCUACUGUCACUGUGCCUCAGUCUGUUGGACUCCCUGGCACACUGCUGGAUAGUGUCACAACUUAAUUUCUGUGAAGAUGUAGAAAUUCCUAGUUUCUUCUGUGACCCUUCUCAGCUCCUGAAGCUUGCCUGUGAUUAUAUUCCCACUAAAAAUAUCUUCAUCUAUCUGGUUGGUGCAGUCUUUGGAGGGAUUCCAGCCUCAGGAAUCCUUUAUUCUUACAUCCAAAUUGUUUCUACCAUUCUUGGAGUCCCAUCAACCAAUGGGAAAUACAAAGCCUUCUCCACCUGUGGCUCUCACUUAUCUGUCGUGUGCUUGUUUUAUGGGACAGGCAUGAUUGCAUAUUGCAGUUCAGUACUUUCAGACACCCCCAGGAAGGUGAUGGUGGUCUCUGUGAUGUACACCAUUAUCAGUCCCAUGCUGAACCCUUUCGUCUACAGUUUGAGGAACAGGGACAUCAAGAAAGCUCUUUGGUUCCUGGCCUGCAAAGCAACAUGCCAUCCAUAUUAA